AUGUAUAGCUUGCUUGAUUUUGAUUACAUCGCAGAGUCAUUAUUGCAUGAUUUGAAUGAUUUGGACAAGAUUGGUGAUAAGUUCGAAGUGGGUUCCAUGACCUACAAUGUCAUAGUCUUUCCUUCUGCAAAAAACCUGAAGAAGAUCAUUCACGACUAUUUGCUGAAUUCUUCAUCCAAUGGUGGUAAGGUGACUAUCAUGGGUGAAACUCCUUCUCUGGUUGACAUCACUCCUGAGCCAGAACUUAUCUCCAAACUUGUUGCAAAAAGUGAGUUUAUUCCUUUCACUUAUGAGGCCUUCCACGAGUCCUUGUUGCCUUUCAGAGAAAGUAUUCUUGGGUUUGUUGAUCCAAAGGAUCCAUUGUACUUGCUCUACACUCGUUACAAGGGGAGCAUUCUAUACAAUCUGAGAGAGGAAUCAGACGGAUCCAGGUGGUUGUUCAAGUGCAACACCGACAAAGUUCAACAGAGACCUAACGCUUUGAUCACUUUGAAGGGAACCUGGGAUCUAACUGGAUUGGACACUAUCAAUGGUGGCAAGUUUGCGAAAUCUUCCAGAGCAGAGGCUAUUCAAGUCACUGUUGGGCAAACGAGUUCUGAGCUUAUUUUAGCAAAGCCUGUUGGGUUCACUUUGGAAGACCCCAACCCACUUUUGCUUGACAGAGCCUUUCACAAGUUGCCCGAUGAUACCUGA
Molecule: messenger RNA, 693 nt
Organism: Kuraishia capsulata CBS 1993
Lineage: Eukaryota; Fungi; Ascomycota; Pichiomycetes; Pichiales; Pichiaceae
Exons: 1
Coding region: 1-693 (230 amino acids)
Source: RefSeq, a predicted model, not a curated record